Messenger RNA from Megachile rotundata (alfalfa leafcutting bee), 1174 nucleotides. RefSeq names its product odorant receptor 4-like. NCBI's taxonomy places the organism in Eukaryota, Metazoa, Arthropoda, Insecta, Hymenoptera, Megachilidae. Gene Ontology annotation, biological process: detection of chemical stimulus involved in sensory perception of smell; sensory perception of smell. Gene Ontology annotation, molecular function: odorant binding; olfactory receptor activity. Gene Ontology annotation, cellular component: plasma membrane. The record is from RefSeq and is a predicted model, not a curated record.
AUGAAAAACAAGGACCUUGCUUACGCGAUGACCCCACUGAAAAUCCUGUCGUGGCCUAUUGGCACUUGGCCUCUUCAAGAAUACAACGCAUUUUCCUUCGCACGCUUCGGCUUCACGACUUCCGUUCUGUUUUUAUCGCUGCUCGUAACAAACGCGGAAUUCGUGUGUACGCGCGGUAGCGACCCGGAUAAGGACAUGUAUGCCGUGAUGUUACUUGUUUGUAACAUCUUGGCACUCUCGAAAAUAACGUAUUUUCGUGUUCAUUCAGCGAAACUGAUCUUCAACUUCGUCUCGGCCGUAAAGGAUUACAACGAGCUCGACAAUGAAAAGAAACGAGCGAUCAUGCGACAGCACGCUCGCAUGAGCAGACUAACGUUCGUUGGUCUGAUGUCCUCCGCUACCGUCUGCUCGGCAUUUCUUACUUUUCUGCCAGUGUUAAAGCGAAACGAAAACUCGAUCAAUAUGACGUUUUCGGAGUUAUUAAAAUACCCAAUACCUUCCGAACAAGUUAUAACGUCGUUAGAAUUACCCGAAUAUCUGUACCUGCUAAUUUUCACUAUGGAAUUCAUGACGUUGCCGCUUAUCAGCGCGGGCAAUCUCGGCAGCGACAUAUUAUUCUUUGGUAUCGUCUUUCAUGUGUGCGGUCAAGCAGAGAUACUGAAAAUGGAGUAUAACCAAGUGACCGAUGGAAGCACCGAGAAAUUUCAUGCGUUGAUCAAACGGCAUGGUUAUUUGUUGAAAUUGACCGAGAUGUUGAACGACGCGGUCAGUUCUGUUUUGGCCAUACAAUUGUUAUCCAGUUGCAUACUCAUCUGCGCGUGUGAUAUGCAGUUUCUCCUUAUUCAGCAGGACGGGAAUAUCGCGAGUGUGGCGAGAACGGCCAUCACGAUGAUCAUCUUAAUGAUACAAUUAUUCGCGUACAGUUACGUGGGUAAUUAUUUGAAGUGCCAAAUGGCUGGCGUUGGAUACUCUUUGUAUAGCUGCACUUGGUACAACUUUUCCACAAAUGUGGCAAAGGAGAUUAUUUUCGUCAUACUGAGAGCUCAGAAACCAGCCCACUUGGUGGCUGGAAAAUUCACCGUUGUCAAUCUGGAAACCUUCACGAGUAUUUUAAAAACUUCGAUGUCGUGCCUAUCGGUCGCUCGCGUAAUGAUGAGUAGAUGAAUUCCCGAUA